Molecule: messenger RNA, 797 nt
Organism: Acaulospora morrowiae
Lineage: Eukaryota; Fungi; Glomeromycota; Glomeromycetes; Diversisporales; Acaulosporaceae
Source: the annotation of a GenBank genome assembly
CGUAACAUGACUUGUAGUCAGAGUUAUGAUUGCAAAAAUAAAAGUCAGCCGGAUGAAAUAUUAGCUAAAAGUAUGAGCAAGUUUUGUGACAAACUAGAAUCAAUAGUAGUUAUUGAUAGUGAUGACUCUGACCAAUGUGAAGAAAAAAACCUCAAACCUGAUACGUUGCUUAACCCUUCAAAAAACGUUGAGUCGCCUUUCCUGUGCUUAGUUUGUGGAGAUGAUAUCUCGAUUUAUAGCUCUAAAGUGCGUGAAUGGCAUAUAAACACUUGUCUUGAUACUUUCGAAAAUAAAGCGGAAGCGGUUGUCAAGACUAAAACGAUAGAGAAAACUACCACGACGGAAAAUUGCAUCGAUGAAUUGAUGAAUAAUAUGAAAAAGUUUUAUAUGUAUAGCUUAUCUCAUUUUCCCAACGAAUUGAACCUAGAAGAUGACUCAUUAGACAAAAGCCUAUCGGCCACAAAAUUAGAAAUUAUGAGAGAUUGCCGUCUCAAAGUAACGGAGAUGGAAAAAAACUUUAAGAAAGAUAUCUUAAUUAUGAUCAAAAGGCACAAAGACAAGAUACAAAAUUUAUUGGAUGAGCGAAACGUGAAAAUCGAGAACUUGUUAAAAUUUAAAGACAAAAAAUGUUCCAGCGACCUAAAUUUUUCAACAGAAAAGAAAAUGAAGGAUCACGAAAGAUAUCGCCCUCUCUCCGUAAUUCCAAAUAGACACUUUGCUUCUCAAAGUAAUGACAUUCGAAGUUGCCUGUCACCUAAACAGAAGGAUACCUUAGACGAUAAUGAGUCAUCUUCUAG